ACUACAAAUUUAUUAACAACCACCAACCUUAUAACCCCUCCCUUUUUGUGUAUAUGUAUAAGCAAACCCCACCAUCUUCCUCCUUCACUCUCUCUCUCUCUCUUCUCUCUCUGUAGUUCACUUCACACACAUAAACACCAAAGUUCCUUCCUUUAACCACAAUUUCGAUUCUUUCUCCAAAAUUUCUUUAUCUGGGUUUGUUUAUUGUACGAUUUCUUCAUCUGGGUUUCCACUAUUCUUCGAUUUUGAUUAGCCAUGGAUGCUCACGAUGAGUUCCGAACCGACCGCACUCAUUACAUCAUCAAGGGGAAGCGCACGAAGCGGCAGAGAUCGUACUUGCCGUUCGUUCCGUCUGCGGCGGCGGCCACGGUGACCACCGUAACCUCCACGAGCUCUUCGGCCGGCGGCGGUGGAGGAGGAGCACUCUCCGACGAAAACGGCUCGGCGGUUUCUUCUCCGGUCACCUCGACAAUCUUCAGCUCCGCCAUGGCCGAUUGUACAGAAGAAGAAGAAGAUAUGGCCAUCUGCCUCAUCAUGCUCGCCCGCGGCGCCGGUCCUCCGCCGGUGGAGAAGAUCGGGAAACCAGAAAAAAUCCACAAGAACUCAGAGAAAACCCAUCACGAGAAUUCCGGUUUCCAUGUCUACGAGUGUAAAACAUGCAACAGGACGUUCCCGUCGUUCCAAGCGCUCGGCGGCCACCGAGCCAGCCACAAGAGGCCAAGGACUGAUGAAAAGACGAAAUCGCCCCUGGAGAAGGCGAAGCCAAGGCCAUCUGAAGAAGGGCAGAAUUGUCAGACGAAGAUCGCCGGCGAAAAUUCAGCUCCGCCGGAAAACAACAACAGCAACAAGCCAAACAAAGUUCAUGAGUGUUCGAUCUGUGGAUCGGAGUUUACUUCCGGUCAAGCCCUCGGAGGCCACAUGAGGCGGCACAGGACGGCCACGUCAGCGGGAGAGGGAGGCAACAAUCCGGUGGUUGCGAGUCGAGGGAACACAGAGGUUACGGGGAACGUGGACCGUCUGAUCGAGCCGAGGAAAUAUCUACCGUUGGAUCUUAAUCUUCCGGCACCGGAGGAUGAUCUGAGAGAGUCCAAGUUUCAAGGGCUUGUCCUAUCUGCAACACCAGCUUUGGUAGAUUGCCAUUACUAGUAGAAAUCCAUAUAGAAGCUAAAGAAGAAAAUUUUUUUAAAAAAAAAAAAAAUUGGAGGAGGGUUUUAUAUACCGAUUCAUUGUGAAUUGUUUCUACUGUCAUUGGAAUUAUUUUUAAUGGGAUAAAAUGUUUGAAAAUUUAUAAAAUACAUAUAUAAUUUUGUUAUA
This is a messenger RNA of Tarenaya hassleriana, 1314 nucleotides long. RefSeq names its product zinc finger protein ZAT5. The record is from RefSeq and is a predicted model, not a curated record. Bases 256 to 1146 code for a protein of 296 amino acids. Lineage: Eukaryota; Viridiplantae; Streptophyta; Magnoliopsida; Brassicales; Cleomaceae. The transcript has a single exon.